CGCUUGCGCGAGGCGGCGGCUGUGCACCGCCAUCUUGGCCGGUGGCGGUAAGAACACGUUGUGUGGCCGGGACGUGAAGGCUAGCGCUGAUUCGGCUACUGCACGCCCCACCGUAAGGGGACCGUUGUCUCCAGGAGAGCCGGAUAUUCUUUAUUACAAUUAUGGCAGACAAAUUAACAAGAAUAGCUAUUGUCAACCAUGACAAAUGCAAGCCAAAGAAAUGUCGGCAAGAAUGCAAAAAGAGUUGCCCUGUCGUUCGAAUGGGAAAAUUAUGUAUAGAGGUUACCCCCCAGAGCAAAAUAGCAUGGAUUUCUGAGACUCUCUGUAUUGGUUGUGGUAUUUGCAUUAAGAAAUGCCCCUUUGGCGCCUUAUCAAUUGUCAAUUUGCCAAGCAACUUGGAGAAAGAAACAACACAUCGAUAUUGUGCCAAUGCCUUCAAGCUUCACAGGUUGCCUAUCCCUCGUCCAGGUGAAGUUUUGGGAUUAGUUGGAACUAAUGGUAUUGGAAAGUCAACUGCAUUAAAAAUUUUAGCAGGAAAGCAAAAGCCAAACCUUGGAAAAUAUGAUGAUCCGCCUGAUUGGCAAGAGAUUUUGACGUAUUUCCGUGGAUCUGAAUUACAAAAUUACUUCACCAAGAUUCUAGAAGAUGACCUAAAAGCCAUAAUCAAACCUCAAUAUGUAGAUCAGAUUCCCAAGGCUGCAAAGGGCACAGUGGGAUCUAUUUUGGACCGAAAAGAUGAAACAAAGACACAGGCAAUUGUAUGUCAGCAGCUUGAUUUAACUCACCUUAAAGAACGAAAUGUUGAAGAUCUUUCAGGAGGAGAGUUGCAGAGAUUUGCUUGUGCUGUCGUUUGCAUACAAAAAGCUGAUAUUUUUAUGUUUGAUGAACCUUCCAGUUACCUCGAUGUCAAACAACGUUUAAAGGCUGCCAUUACUAUUCGAUCUCUAAUAAACCCAGAUAGGUAUAUCAUUGUGGUGGAACAUGAUCUAAGUGUAUUAGACUAUCUCUCUGACUUCAUCUGCUGUUUAUAUGGUGUACCAAGUGCUUAUGGUGUUGUCACUAUGCCUUUUAGUGUAAGAGAAGGCAUAAACAUUUUUUUGGAUGGCUAUGUUCCAACAGAAAACUUGAGGUUCAGAGAUGCAUCACUUGUUUUUAAGGUAGCUGAGACAGCAAAUGAAGAAGAAGUUAAAAAGAUGUGUAUGUAUAAAUAUCCUGAGAUGAAGAAAAAGAUGGGCGAGUUCGAGCUAGCGAUUGUAGCUGGAGAGUUUACAGAUUCUGAGAUCAUGGUGAUGCUGGGGGAAAAUGGUACAGGUAAAACCACAUUUAUCAGAAUGCUUGCUGGAAGGCUUAAACCUGACGAAGGAGGAGCAGUACCAGUUCUGAAUGUCAGUUAUAAGCCACAGAAAAUCAGUCCCAAAUCAACAGGAAGUGUUCGCCAGUUACUGCAUGAAAAGAUCAGAGAUGCUUACACUCACCCACAGUUUGUAACUGAUGUGAUGAAGCCCCUACAGAUUGAAAACAUCAUUGAUCAGGAGGUGCAGACAUUGUCUGGUGGUGAACUACAGCGAGUAGCUUUAGCUCUUUGUUUGGGCAAACCUGCUGAUGUCUAUUUAAUUGAUGAACCAUCUGCAUAUUUGGAUUCUGAGCAGCGAUUAAUGGCAGCCCGGGUCGUCAAACGUUUCAUACUCCAUGCAAAGAAGACCGCUUUUGUUGUGGAACAUGACUUCAUCAUGGCCACCUAUCUAGCAGAUCGUGUCAUCGUGUUUGAUGGUGUUCCAUCUAAGAACACAGUUGCAAACAGUCCUCAAACCCUUUUGGCUGGCAUGAACAAAUUUUUGUCUCAACUGGAAAUUACAUUCAGAAGAGAUCCCAACAACUACAGACCACGAAUAAAUAAACUCAAUUCAAUCAAGGAUGUAGAACAAAAGAAGAGUGGAAACUACUUUUUCUUGGAUGAUUAGAUUGAAUCUGAGAUUAUCAAUAAGCCAUUUACUUACUGGGAUUUUUAUCAUAUAAUCAGGUUUUAUGGCCCCACAUACUCUGGAGCUUGAAGUAUGAUUUUCUUAAUGUGACAUCAAAAGCCAGUUGUCUUGUAAAUUUUUAUUUAAGAGUUUUUCUGUUCUUAAGAUAAACCUCUGUGCAUACUUCACUAAAAUGGAGACAUUUCAAAUCCGUAAAUCACCUCAAGAUUUUCGUGACCUGUGGGGAGAUUUUCAGUGUGUAUUAUAUUCAUGUACCAGAUGCUUAACUGGUGUUGACCAUCUUUAAAAUCUUUGAUAAGGUCUGUAUCUAUCUGUUUGCUAAGUGGACCAGUAUAAUUAAAUUGCCCUAUUUAAAAGCCAGUCAAAAACUGAGCUGCUAAAGUCUGUCUAGUAAAUAAACAUCAGAAUUUUA
Messenger RNA from Phodopus roborovskii (desert hamster), 2394 nucleotides. It is a transcript of the gene Abce1, whose product is annotated as ATP binding cassette subfamily E member 1. The transcript has 18 exons. Gene Ontology annotation, biological process: translational termination; translational initiation; ribosomal subunit export from nucleus. Bases 162 to 1961 code for a protein of 599 amino acids. Gene Ontology annotation, molecular function: ATP binding; ribosomal small subunit binding; ATP hydrolysis activity. The record is from RefSeq and is a predicted model, not a curated record. NCBI's taxonomy places the organism in Eukaryota, Metazoa, Chordata, Mammalia, Rodentia, Cricetidae.